Theobroma cacao (cacao) is the source of this 3334-nucleotide messenger RNA. RefSeq names its product dynamin-2A-like. The record is from RefSeq and is a predicted model, not a curated record. Gene Ontology annotation, cellular component: microtubule; membrane; cytoplasm. Lineage: Eukaryota; Viridiplantae; Streptophyta; Magnoliopsida; Malvales; Malvaceae. Gene Ontology annotation, molecular function: GTP binding; GTPase activity; microtubule binding.
CCGUCAUUUUCAUUUCUCAUUUCUCAACUAUUUCGCUGAGAGAAAUCGAAAUUUGAACAGACGAAACAAAAAUAUUCAAAAUUUUUGAAUCCCCUUCUUCAAUAACGCAAAAAAUCAGAUCCAAAUCUAGGGUUUUUCCUUUCUCGUUUUCUCUCUGUCUCUCUCAAAGCUUCGAUCUCUAAUUAUUUUUGUUUUUGGAAUCGAAGAGAAAUGGAGGCAAUCGAAGAAUUGGCAGAGCUUUCCGAAUCGAUGAGGCAAGCGGCUGCUAUCCUUGCCGAUGAAGAUGUCGAUGAGACCUCAUCAUCCUCCUCCAAACGCUCCUCCACUUUCCUGAACGUCGUCGCUCUCGGCAAUGUCGGGGCUGGUAAAUCUGCAGUCUUGAACAGUCUAAUUGGGCAUCCUGUUCUGCCAACUGGUGAAAAUGGUGCCACUAGAGCUCCUAUCAGCAUUGAUUUGGCUAGAGAUGGUUCUUUAAGCUCUAAAUCAAUCAUCUUGCAAAUUGACAAUAAAUCUCAACAAGUUUCUGCAAGUGCUCUUCGGCAUUCUCUACAGGAUAGAUUAAGCAAAGGUUCUUCAGGCAGGAGUCGUGAUGAAAUAUAUCUGAAGCUUCGUACUAGUACAGCCCCACCAUUAAAAUUGAUUGAUUUACCUGGACUGGAGCAAAGAAUUGUGGACGACUCAUUGCUCAGAGAGUAUGUUGAACAUAAUGAUGCUAUUUUGCUUGUUAUCGUGCCUGCUGCUCAGGCGCCAGAAAUUUCAUCCUCCCGAGCACUUAGGAUUGCGAAGGAAUAUGAUUCAGAAGGGACCAGAACUGUUGGCAUCAUUAGUAAAAUUGAUCAAGCUGCUUCAGACUCAAAAGCCCUUGCAGCAGUUCAGGCUCUUUUGUCAAAUCAGGGACCACCUAAAACUUCUGAUAUUCCAUGGGUUGCUUUAAUCGGUCAGUCUGUUUCUAUAGCUUCAGCUCAAUCUGGAAGUGCUUCAUCUGAUAAUUCUUUAGAAACGGCUUGGCGAGCGGAGAAUGAAAGUCUCAAAUCAAUUUUGACCGGAGCCCCUCAAAGCAAACUCGGGAGAGUAGCUUUGGUAGACACCCUUGCUGGCCAGAUACGUAACCGUAUGAAACUCAGGCUUCCAAAUCUCCUUUCAGGGCUUCAGGGGAAGUCUCAAAUAGUCCAGGAUGAAUUAUUGAGGCUUGGUGAACAAAUGGUUAGUACUGCUGAAGGCACAAGAGCUAUUGCGUUGGAGCUGUGCCGUGAAUUUGAGGACAAAUUUCUGCAACACAUAACGGGUGGUGAAGGAAAUGGUUGGAAAAUUGUUGCUAGUUUUGAGGGAAGUUUCCCUAACAGGAUUAAGCAGCUCCCUUUGGACAGACAUUUUGACAUAAACAAUGUCAAGAGGAUUGUCUUAGAAGCUGAUGGUUAUCAACCCUAUCUGAUAUCUCCAGAGAAGGGUUUAAGAUCUUUGAUAAAAGGUGUCUUAGAGCUAGCAAAAGAACCUUCACGUUUAUGUGUUGAUGAGGUUCACCGUGUAUUGUUGGAUAUAGUUUCUGCUGCUGCAAAUGCUACACCUGGUCUUGGAAGAUAUGCUCCUUUUAAGAGAGAGGUUGUGGCAAUUGCAAGUGCUGCACUUGAUGGUUUUAAAAAUGAAGCCAAAAAGAUGGUUGUUGCACUAGUGGAUAUGGAACGUGCGUUUGUUCCCCCUCAACAUUUCAUUCGUCUGGUGCAAAGGCGAAUGGAGAGACAGCGUCGAGAAGAAGAGCUGAAGAAUCGGUCCUCCAAGAAGGCACUUGAUGCAGAGCAGUCAAUUCUUAAUCGGGCAACUAGUCCUCAAACAGGUGGACAACAAUCUGAAGGAAGCUUAAAAACGUUGAAAGAUAAAUCAAGUAAGCAAGAAAAAGAUGUACAAGAGGGAUCAGCGCUGAAGACUGCUGGACCUGGUGGUGAGAUAACAGCAGGAUUCUUGCUGAAGAAAAGUGGCAAAACAAAUGGGUGGAGUAGGCGAUGGUUUGUUUUGAAUGAGAAAACUGGCAAGUUUGGUUAUACAAAAAAACAGGAGGAAAGGCAUUUUCGUGGUGUCAUCACAUUGGAGGAAUGCAACAUUGAGGAAGUUGCUGAUGAUGAAAGUGGCUCAUCCAAAAGUUCCAAGGAUAAGAAGGCAAAUGGACCUGAUUCUGGGAAAGGACCCAGUCUUGUUUUCAAGAUAACUAGCAGGGUUCCAUAUAAGACAGUUUUGAAAGCUCACAGUGCUGUGUUGUUAAAGGCUGAGAGCACUGCAGAUAAGGUUGAGUGGUUAGAAAGGUUAAGAAAUGUUGUUGAAUCUAAAGGAGGGCAAGUGAAGGGUGAAUCAGCCCCUCCCAUGAGGCAAAGUCUAUCUGAUGGUUCACUUGAUACAAUGGCAAGAAGACCUGCUGAUCCAGAAGAAGAGCUUCGGUGGAUGUCCCAAGAAGUACGUGGUUAUGUGGAAGCUGUUCUUAACAGCCUUGCUGCUAAUGUUCCAAAGGCUGUUGUUCUUUGCCAAGUAGAGAAAGCGAAAGAAGACAUGCUCAUUCAAUUAUAUAGCUCUGUUAGUGCCAUAAGCAAUGCCAGGAUUGAGGAAUUACUCCAGGAAGACCAAAAUGCAAAGCGCAGGAGGGAACGUUACCAGAAACAAUCGUCUCUUCUUUCAAAACUUACGAGGCUACUUAGCAUUCAUGACAAUCGAGCAGCUGCCGCCUCCAGCUGGUCUAAUGGUAGUGUAGCAGAAAACAGCCCACGAGCAAGUGGACCCUCAUCAGGUGAAGACUGGAGGUCUGCAUUUGAUGCUGCUGCAAAUGGACCUGUUGAAUCAUCUAGAUAUGGGGCCAACGGUCAUAGCAGACGGUAUAGUGACCCAGCACAGAAUGGUGAUGUAGGUUCAGGGUCAAGCUCUGGCAGCCGGCGGACACCAACUCGGUUGCCACCAGCACCACCACAGUCUGCUUCAUCUUACAGAUACUAGAUAAGGACUUAAAUCACUUAUAUUUCAUUCAUGCAAAUUCAUCUUGGGUGGGCAUUUGAUCUUGUCAUGGAGCAUAUUUCUCAAGCUCAGAUUAUAUCAUGUAGCGUUUGUAGAUUUAGAAUAGGUGUGUAGAUAUAUGUGGCGUUACAUCUAUGUGAUUUUGAGAUGUAUUUUUGUCAAUUAUAAUCUUUUUUUCUUUGGGAGGGGUUGUAUCGGUAGGAGGGUCAUCUAUUUCAAUUCUUUAAGAUACUACAAAUGUAUUUGUUUGUAUUGAAUCUAAAUGAGCAAAACUUUUCGUUGUCCGGUUGCUUUAAGGAAAAAGCAUUUAACCUUUGGAAGUAAAUUACCCAACUUAUGCUCU